Messenger RNA from Seminavis robusta, 1016 nucleotides. Lineage: Eukaryota; Bacillariophyta; Bacillariophyceae; Naviculales; Naviculaceae. The record is from the annotation of a GenBank genome assembly.
AUGGAACCAACUACUAGUACAGAGCCAACACCAUCGCAACUCCAGCAACCACAGGAAGAACACAAGACAGAAGUUGCCGCGGAGCCAACCGAAGGAGCAAAACCGGAAGGGGGAGAAGUCAAGCAGGAAGAGACAAAGCCAGCUGAAGAGCCAAAACCGGAAGAGGAGGAAAAGACUGAAGAGGAAAAACCUGCAGAAGCGACGGAUGCCUCGUCUGCUCAACCAGCUACUACUGCUUCUGCCUUUGAAACCCCCGCUCCUACGUCUGCUGCUGCUGCAGAGGUCCCUCCACAACAAACUGUGCCUCCGGCCCUGCUGGAAGGUUGGCAUGAAACUCAGGAUCCGUCAACCGGACAGGUUUAUUAUUAUCAUGUGGAUGGAAGGACCUCGUGGGAGCGACCAGUCGCACCAGAACAGAAACCUGUGGAAACGCCUCAGCCGCUUCAAGUUGACCCCAUCACGACACCUGCAAAAGUCGAUCCCGUCACCACGGCAUUCUCGCCUUCGACAACGGCUGCGGCCGCCAUGGCAUUCGGGACGCCGGCUGCGCAACAAACGGUAAAUCCGCCCCAAGGAGUCAUUAGCUUUAGUAGUGGAGCCCCCACGGUGCUUUCUCCUUUGGCCGAGGGACAGCCGCCAGGUGCCGCGACACCGGCUGCGAGCAAUAUCUUUGCGGCGCCGCCAUCGGGAGGAAUGACACCGUUCGGUGGGGUUGCGUCCUCCGAAGUCUUUUCGUCGCCCACUAUGCCAUCCCAGGCACCAAUCAGCAAUGACAUGAGAGCAUCUACGGAGCCAAAUGUGGCUUCUGCCGGAGCCUUUUCUUCCAUCCAGAAAGCACCGAACAGUGGUGCAGCGGAUUUGUUUGCAUCGCCUCCGUCCGGAGGCGUUUCUUGGUCUUCUGCUGCGAAUACUACCAUGGCAGAUGCUCCUGCUGUAGCACAACCUGCAGCCGUUACGUUUGCGCCAGCCACCAGUGGCCACGUCUCGCCCAUGCCAAACCAGGAGGCCAAGCCGGC